Lolium rigidum is the source of this 1659-nucleotide messenger RNA. RefSeq names its product aspartic proteinase NANA, chloroplast-like. The transcript has a single exon. The coding region runs from base 1 to 1659 and encodes 552 amino acids. NCBI's taxonomy places the organism in Eukaryota, Viridiplantae, Streptophyta, Magnoliopsida, Poales, Poaceae. The record is from RefSeq and is a predicted model, not a curated record.
AUGCAUAGCAAUUGUUAUGUUGUGGUCGCUGCCGCCGUGUUGCUCCUCCUCGUCGCUGUCCUCCCCAUCUACGGCGCAUAUCCCGAUGAUGAGGUCGUCGACGUGGAGGUGUUGGAGGAGGGCAGCAGCUGCCACUUCCCGAUGACCCCGCCGGUGGUGCCGGAGUCCCCGGAGGAGCGGCGAGAACACUACCGCGCCAUGGAGGCCAAGGACAUGGCCAGGAAUAGGCAGAUGGCCAAGGGCACUAGGAGGAGACAACUGGCCUCAUCGACGUCGAAUUCGGAAGAGGAACUCAACCUCAACCCGGCGCCAAAGCUGAUGUCGACAUCGGCAACUGACAUGACAGAGCUGAUGUCGAGCACGUCCAUGUUCGAGAUGCCGAUGCAGAGCGCCUUGACCAUCCGGGACGUCGGAAUGUACCUCGUCACGGUGCUCUUUGGCACGCCCGCGUUGCCGUACAACAUGGCGCUUGACACUGCCAACGACUUGACCUGGCUCAACUGCCGGCUCCAUGGCCACCGACGCCACAGGGGCCGUCGGAGACCCCCCAAGCCGACCGUGCAAAAGGCCACCACCAAGACCAUGUCCUUGGAGACUUCAGACCCCGUUAACAUCACGCCGGAGAAGGUGAAGUACGUGAAGCACUGGUACCGCCCGGCGCGGUCCAAGUCAUGGCGGCGCUACCGGUGCUCGCAGGCGGACAGCUGUGGCUUGUUUCCGCACAACACAUGUUUGACACCCAACCGCAACGAGUCGUGCACCUACGACACGGUAACAGAGGACGGAACAAUCGCCCGAGGCAUCUACGGCAGCGAGACAGCCACCGUGGCGGUGUCCAGCGGCCGGAUGGCUAGACUACCGGGACUGGUGCUGGGCUGCUCCACAUACGAGGCCGGCGGGGCCGUAGCCAUGCAUGAUGGCGUACUCACCCUGGGAAACCAGGACGUGUCCUUCGGUACCGUCGCCGGUGGUCACUUCAAGGGCCGCUUCUCCUUCUGCCUCCUCCCAACGCUCAGCUCCGGCAACUCUUCCAGCUACCUCACCUUCGGCCCCAACCCGGCCAUGUCCACGGGUGCCUGCGAGACCAGGCUCAUCUACAACCCACUCAUCCCGGCCUUCGGCAUACAUGUCACCGCCUUAUUAAUCAAUGGGAAGCGCCUCGACAUCCCUCCUGAGGUUUGGAUCCAUGACGGCAAGGGCGGCGGCCUCAACAUCGACACCGGCACAUCCCUCACGGCGCUCGUUGAGCCGGCGUAUGGAGCGGUCACAAGGGCGAUCACCAGGCACCUAGACCAUCUGAAGAAGGAGAAAAUCGAUGGUUUUGAGCACUGCUACCGAUGGACCUUCACCGGCGAUGGCGUGGAUCCGGCCAACAACGUGACGAUACCCAAAUUCGUGAUUGAGUACGAGGGCGGUGGGAGGCUGGAUCCAGGGGCAAAGGGGGUGGUGGUGCCGGAGGUGGUGCCAGGGGUGGUCUGCGUAGCGUUCCGGCGGAGUCCGUUGGGGCCAUCACUCAUGGGCAACGUGCAGAUGCAAGAGCACAUCUGGGAGAUUGAUCACUAUAAAGAGGUGCUCCGGUUCAAGAAGGACAAGUGCCUCAACCAUAACCUUCCUCCUCUUCCUAGUACUAAUCCUUCUUCUCCAACCGCUAAAAAUUAA